GUUCAUUUACCUGUAAAUGAACAGAAAGGGGCAAGUACAUUAAAACAACAAGUAGAAGAUUUUUCUGGAGAACUAGACUUAGAAAUGACAACAGAAAAAGAGGAAGAAAGUUGUAAUGAAAGUGAAAAUAAACACCUGCAGGUUGAAGAAAUGGAGAAGCACCAAAAUGAUGAAACGGCAGUAUUAGAAAGCAUAUAUUCUGCUGCUGCUGCUGGACUAAUGCAUCCAAUAGGGAGUGGAAAAACUGAUAACAACCUAUGUCCUAUUACGGAAAAUGAAGAAUCUCAUGGAUAUUCAAAGAAAACUUCUAGUGACAAGGAAGAGGUCAAAGAAACAAUUGAUUCUAUGGAUGACUUCAAUGACUUAGCUUUGUCAUCUGAAAGAAUUUCGGAGGUUUUCCACAUGCCUGACUGUCAUCAUAUGGCUUGCAUGUUGCUAAUUGAACAGCAUGAUUUUGCCAGUUUAUUGAAAACCCAGAAUGCGGUUCUUUCAAAUGAAAGACAAAUAGAACGUAAAAAAGAUCAAUGUGAACAACUUAAAAGAAAAAAUAAAGAAAUGGAAAAUAUGGCUAAGGGACUACAAAAGAAUCUAUCAAAAACAAAAGAAAUAAUAUCUAAGUUGGAGCUUCAAAAAAUAAAAUGGGAGGAUGAACUCUGCAGUUUGAGAUUUACUCUAAAACAAGAAAAACAAAAAAGAAUAAAUGCUGAAAGCUUAUAUGGAAAGAUUCAGGAGGAACUAACAAAAAGAGAAGAGCAGUAUAAGAAAGAAGUUGAAAUGAAACAAGAACUUGAAUUUAAUCUUAGAGCACUAGAUAUGGAAUUGAGGACUCUAAGAAAUCAUGUCAAUCAGGUUUCUAUGAGACAACUUCAAGAAGAACUGGCCAAUACCCUAAAAACACUGUCUAUGUCAGAGGCUUCACUGGAGGUGAAAUCACGUUGUUGUACGAAUUUAGAAGAUGAGGUAAAAGACUUAAAGGAAAAACUGGCUCAGAGUAAGAAUCAGGUUGAUGACCUUACUGCAAAACUGGAAACUGUUUCUUCAAGAAACCAAGUUCUUAUUCAGGAAUUAUCAUCUAUGAAAGAAUUACAAAGGAAAUGUGAAAAGCUAGAGAAGACUAAAAAGAAGUUGGAACAACAAGUAGUAAAGCUCAGAAGUUCUGUAGAAGUCAACAUGUUAGAAUAUAGUAAAAUGGAACAAUAUAAACGGGAUUUUGAAGAAACUAUAAGAUUGAACGUAGCAGAAAAAUUAAAAGAAGUUGAUCUAUUUUUAGAGAUGCAAGUAGCAUUUCAAGACAGCUUAGCACAGGUAAAAGAAAAUAAUUAUGCUUCAGUAAGAAGUCAAAUGGAACUCAGAAUUAAAGAGCUGGAAUUUGAAUUAUCCAAAAUGAAAAAAACUCAAGAUGUUACUAAAACAGAAUUGGACAGAUACAAGCACCUCUACCUAGAAGAAGUACGACAUCGAAUAUCAUUGAAAAAUGAACUGAACAAGUAA
Messenger RNA from Mustela lutreola (European mink), 1491 nucleotides. RefSeq names its product ankyrin repeat domain-containing protein 26-like. The coding region runs from base 85 to 1491 and encodes 468 amino acids. The record is from RefSeq and is a predicted model, not a curated record. The transcript is spliced from 10 exons. NCBI's taxonomy places the organism in Eukaryota, Metazoa, Chordata, Mammalia, Carnivora, Mustelidae.